AUGCUGCUGGUUCGAGUCCUGCUGCUGCUGCCGCUGCUCCUGCUGCUGCCACUGGCCGCCCUGUGGCAGCCGCGCUCCCAGGAUGCCAGCAGGCUGGCCUGGCUUAGAAGCCUCCAGCACCGUGUGGCCUGGGGGAUCCUGGGCUGGGCAGCAGCUUGGCAGCAGUGGCGACUGGAGCGAAGCACCCAGCGUGUGGGGCAGAGCCAGCAGCAGGCCUUGAGAUGGUGUCUUUGGGGAGCCCAGCGCCCCCACUGCCCACUCGCGGGGGACACAGAUCCGAGCACCUUCCGGAAUUGCCUCCCUCUGACCACGGUCAGCCAGCCCCAAGAGGAAGAAAGUGGAGGGCAGCUCCUGGCCCCCACCACAAGCCAGUACUGUGGGGAGGCCUUUCUGCAGGCUACUUUGCUGGGUCUGGCAGCCCUCAAAAGGGCACACCCAGAAGUGCUGGCUCCAGGAAGUAGUGCUUGUGUGACCCCCACAUCCCCCUGGCCCAGCCCUCUCCCAUGGCCUGUGCAUGUUCUGGGCCAUGUCAGUUCCCCUGGAACCAGGGACCCUAAGGCCCUGCUGCUGGAGGUUCUGAGGUGCCCCGAGCUGAGGGUGCUGGAGGCCAGGACCGCAGUGGAACUGCUGGAUGUCUUCUUGGUCCUGGAGGCUGAUGGGGAAGAGCUGGCCAAGGCAGUAGCUGCAGGAAACCCAGGAGUGGCUCUCCCCAGUCGGGCAGCAGAUCUACAGGAGGCCCUGCAGCAGGGACCCCGAGGACUGGCCCUCCGGCUCUGGCCAAAGCUGCAGGUGGUGGUGACUCUGGACUCUGGAGGCCAGACAGAAGCCAGGGCUGCCCUAGGAGCCUUGUGGUGUGAAGGGCUGGCCUUCUUCUCGCCUGCUUAUGCUGCUUCUGGAGGGGUAAUGGGCCUAAACCUGUGGCCGGAGCAGCCUCCAGGGCUCUACCUUCUCCCGCCUGGAGCUCCCUUCAUUGAGCUGCUCCCAGUCAAAGAGGAGGCUGACUCCACAAUCCUGCUGGACGAGGCCCAGGAGGGUAUGACGUAUGAGCUGGUGCUGACUGACCGCAGCACCCUGACCAGGUGCCGCCUGGGUGAGGUAGUCCAAGUGGUUGGUGCCUACAACGAGUGUCCAGUUGUCAGGUUUGUCUGCAGGCUAGGCCAGGCCCUGAGUGUGCGAGGGGAAGACAUUGGUGAGGAUGUGUUCUCUGAGGCCCUGGGCCGGGCAGUGGGCCAAUGGCCAGGAGCCAAGCUGCUGGACCAUGUCUGUGUUGAGAGCAGCAUUCUGGAUUCUUCCGAGGGCUCUGCCCCCCACUAUGAAGUGUUUAUAGAGCUGAGGGGGCUGAGGAACCUGUCUGAGGAAAAUCGAGACAAGCUUGACCACUGCCUCCAGGAAGCCUCUCCCCGCUACAAGUCGCUGCGUUUCUGGGGCAGUGUGGGCCCUGCCAGAGUCCACCUGAUGGGACGUGGAGCCUUCAGAGCAUUCCGGGCAGCCCUCACUGCCUCCUCCUGCUCCCUCUUCCCUCCUGAGAUGCCCCGGGUCCUUAGACACAGGCACCUGGCCCAGUUCCUGCAGAGGAGGGUGGUGUCCUGA
Molecule: messenger RNA, 1590 nt
Organism: Elephantulus edwardii (Cape elephant shrew)
Lineage: Eukaryota; Metazoa; Chordata; Mammalia; Macroscelidea; Macroscelididae
Gene: GHDC
Product: GH3 domain containing
Exons: 8
Coding region: 1-1590 (529 amino acids)
Cellular component (GO): cytoplasm
Molecular function (GO): acid-amino acid ligase activity
Source: RefSeq, a predicted model, not a curated record